GCCUCCUCCUCCCGGCUGGUUCCUGCCGCUCCUGUUUGCCGCCAGACCAGCAGCGUUUUCCCGCCAUCUGUAAACUUCGCGUAACGGAGGGAUUCAUGAUGGUUUUAACUACAGAGCAAAUAAACCUGAUUGGACAAGUAUUUGAAUCAUAUAUUCUGGAAUAUCACCAAAAUGAUGUCUUGCAGAUUUUAAGAGAAAAAGAUGAUGAUGCCCAUUACCCAGUUAUUGUUGAUGCAUUGACACUUUUUGAGACCAACAUGGAAAUUGGUGAAUAUUUUAAUGCUUUCCCUAAUGAAGUGCUUCCUAUUUUUGAUAAUGCAUUGCGUAGAGCAGCUGUGACAGUAUGUCAGUCAGCUUCCCAAGCUCAGGAAUUCAUCAUUAAACAGAAUCUCCAUGCCAGAAUAUCAGGUUUACCUGUAUGCCCAGAGCUAACUAGAGAACGCAUCCCAAAGACUAGAGAUGUAGGGCAUUUCUUGUCAGUCACUGGCACUGUUAUUCGCACCAGCCUAGUGAAAGUCCUGGAAUUCGAGCGGGAUUACAUGUGCAACAAAUGCAAGCACGUUUUUGUGAUCAAGGCUGACUUUGAACAAUAUUAUGCUUUCUGCCGUCCAUUAUCCUGCCCUGGGAAAGAAGACUGCACCUCCUCGAAGUUCACUUGUCUCUCUGGAACAUCCUGUGCUCCCAGCCGUUGCAAAGACUAUCAAGAGAUCAAGAUUCAGGAGCAGGUUCAAAGGCUCUCUGUUGGAAAUAUUCCCCGUUCUAUGAUGGUGGUCCUUGAAGAUGAUUUAGUUGAUAGUUGCAAAUCUGGUGAUGACAUUACAGUUUAUGGAGUAGUGAUGCAGAGAUGGAAGCCUUUUCACCAAGAUUCACGCUGUAAUGUAGAGAUAGUUUUGAAGGCCAAUUACAUUCAGGUCAACAAUGGGCAAAUUAUGGGCAUCACAGCUGAUGAGGAUGUUUGCAAAGAAUUUGAAGAUUUUUGGGAAAGACAUAGGAAUGAUCCUUUAGCAGGGAGGAAUGAAAUUUUAGCAAGCUUGUGUCCUCAGAUUUUUGGAUUAUAUCUUGUGAAAUUGGCUGUAGCUAUGGUGCUCACGGGAGGGGUUCAGAGAACAGAUAAUACCGGUACUCGAGUUAGAGGUGAAUCGCAUCUUUUACUGGUUGGAGACCCUGGAACCGGUAAAUCUCAGUUUCUGAAAUAUGCAGCAAAGAUUACUCCACGAUCUGUACUUACAGCAGGAAUUGGAUCUACAAGUGCAGGUUUGACUGUGACUGCUGUGAAAGACUCUGGAGAAUGGAAUUUGGAGGCUGGCGCACUGGUCCUGGCUGACGGAGGCCUGUGCUGCAUAGAUGAGUUUAACAGCAUCAAGGAACAUGACAGAACAAGCAUCCAUGAGGCCAUGGAACAGCAAACCAUCAGUGUGGCCAAGGCUGGUUUAGUGUGCAAACUGAAUACAAGGACCACAAUUUUGGCAGCAACCAAUCCUAAGGGCCAAUAUGACACUAAUGAAUCUGUCUCUGUCAACAUAGCCCUUGGAAGCCCUCUUCUUAGCAGGUUUGAUCUUGUCCUGGUAUUGUUGGAUACAAAAAAUGAAGAAUGGGAUCACAUCAUUUCGUCCUUCAUACUGGAAAAUAAAGGCUGCCCAAACACAUCUGAAAAGCUCUGGUCUAUGGAAAAAAUGAAAACUUACUUCUGCCUUAUCAAGAAACUCCAGCCGAUACUGACUGAUGAAAGCCACCUGAUCCUUGUCCGCUAUUAUCAGAUGCAGAGGCAGAGUGAUUGCCGGAACGCGGCCCGAACCACGAUCCGCUUAUUAGAGAGCUUGAUACGGCUUGCUGAAGCACAUGCUCGACUGAUGUUCAGGGAAAUUGUAACUGUGGAAGAUGCAGUAACUGUGGUUUCAGUGAUGGAAUCCUCCAUGCAAGGAGGUGCACUUCUUGGUGGUGCCAAUGCACUCCACACUUCAUUUCCUGAAAAUCCAGUGGAGCAACAUCGAAUGCAAUGUGAACUAAUCUUGAAGAAGCUGGAGCUGCAGCACCUUCUGCAGGAGGAAUUAAAAAGGCUUGACAGAUUACAGAAUGGAAAUUCAAGCCCGUCUCUACAGUGCAGAGAAGCAUCUUUAAAUAAUCACACAUUUGGGAAAUUGGAGCAGAGGAUUCAUUCCCAGCAUUCAGAUAAAGAGGAAAAUAAUAUUCAGUUGCAACCUUUGUCAGCCAAAAUAACUCCUGAGGAUGAUACGCAUCCAGGAUUCCCAACCAGACAUGUAUCUGAUGAUACCCAAGUAAGAGAGAAAUGGAACGGCCUUAAUGAGAACAGCAGGGAUAACACCUUGAACUGGUUUGAUAGUAUAGCAGAAGGUAAUAUGGAAAUGGAGAAGGUCACUUGUAAUUUUCCAGUUGCAGUAACAUCUCAAGACAAUCUGGCUUUGGAAGCAAGAAGUAGUAGGUCUUCUGAAGAGACCAGCUGUUUAAGACAAGCUGAGCAAGCCAAGAAUAGGGAAUCACUGACAAAAAAAGACCAGGGGAAUUCUUGUAUACAGGCUAGUUUUGCCCUUGAGAGGACAGGAAAGCCUAUAAACUCCCCUUCAGGAGCAAGUUACAAGGGUCCAAAUGCUUCCCCUAGCACACCUAACUUAGUCAUUACUCAAAGGGCCUCUAAGAAGUGGCGGAAGAUGAAUAUUGAAAAGAUCCAGAGGUUUUGUACAAGUAUAGCAGAUUCCAAGGCUGGGGAUCAUCUACCUUCAUUAUCUUCUCAUCCUGUAAUUGUCCCACAUUGUCCUAUAAAAGACGGAAGUGCUUCCCUGUCUCACAAUGUGCCUUCAAGGCAUUUGACGUCAACAACUUUAAACCGGAAGCGAAAUAGAGACCAAACAAAGAAAGUAAGAAGUUGCAGGGAACCUGAGGUCCUUGAGAAUUCAGGAGAUGCUCCCUCUAAGCUCGCAAAAUUUUCCUUUCGACAAAAACCUAAGCUUGCUCUUUCUCCUGAAGAUGAGGAACUUCACAAAUUCCCUGAGACUAUUUACAGCCCUGACUCUUUUACCCAAAGUACAUCAAAAGGAGAAAGACUGAGAAAAGAAGAUCCUGACAAAUAUCAGGAAAGCCACAGUCUUUACACAGGAAAUAAGUGCAAGGAGAAACAAGCUUGUGAAAACAAGGAAGAGGAAGACAAGCCAAAGCCAAAUAAAACCAAAGCCAUUUCUUUCACAAACAAGACAGGGACAGGAAUAGAAACAUCGGAUGGCCGAGAAUCAAGAAAAGUGUGCCCGAGUACUUUAGCAAAGUUGGCAAAGUUUGCCUUUACACCAUCAGACGAAUCUCCAGUUUCCUUGAAUAGCACCAGUAAGGAUGAGGUGAGAGAACGACAGCCACUGAAGCCCCAGACAGAUUGUGCCGAACACACCCAGAAAUGCUUUGAAUUAGGAAAGGCCAACAGAAUUACAGGAAAAUUGUUCUCAGUAACUGAUUUGGAUGAUGCAGUGUUAGACUUUGACUGGAAUGAAGAGAUUCAGAAAAAUGCUAAAUCUUAAGCUUUAAUGUCUCCUACCAUCUCAAAAAUAUAGGAUGUUACUUUUAUAAUUGGUUUAAUUUUUGACUUGGGAAUAAUGCUGCAAACAAUAAGCAACCUAACAGACCCUUUAAAAAUUGAAUCAGGUUCUAAAAAGAGCAUACUUCUACCUAUUAUCAGCUAAAAUCUGAUGCUAUUGGAGUGUUAUGUUCAAAGUGAAAUAAACUGAGAGCUCUAUCAGAAGACUCUAGCUCACCAGGUGCAGACAGCAGACCUGAAAAAUAAAACCUCCCUCUUCCUGGUUUUUCUCUUCACUGAAAGCUAGUCUAAAUCUCUGCAGUAGUGGGGAAUGUGGUAGUGGAUUGGGAGUGUUUCUCUUGUGUAUGCCUAUUUAAGCACAUGCACCUGAUAAAGGGCAGAUUAUGUCAAAAUGUCAUGUUACAGUAUCACAUUCUUGCAUCAUUUUGUGUCAUGACAUGCACAGUAUCGCUUGCCCUCCCUCCUGCAGCUGUCCUAUGAUAUUAAGACCUUUCCAACAGUGAGCUUCAGAUUUUGGGAGGACAUCCUUCAGAGGCUAGGGUUUAUGGUGGGUUGGGGCUGUUUUUCCAUGUUCAGGACAUUGUCCAGAGUUGACAGAGGAGAGGCAUAAAACUGCAGCCUUAAGGUAGUGAAGUCCGCAGAACUAGUAUGAAUAAACCAUUUGAAAUGCAAUGAGUGAAACGCUAUUUUACUUGGAUUUUUCUCUAAGGUACAUAUAUCCAUUGACUAUCCAGUUAGCUUAUUUUGGUGAAAUUAUGAGAGGAAGAAUCUCUAGUAAAGAAGCACAUAGAGUAUUUUUAUAAUUAAUUUAGUUUUCUUAGCAUCCUAUAGAAAUUUCUGAUUCUGUCAGGUUUUCAAUUAUUUUGUUGUUCUGGUAAAAUGAACUCCCAAAUUCUUGAAAAGUGGUGUAUGUGUUUUGGGGGGAAUCCUCCCAUCUUCCUUUUAACAUCUGUUUUGCUUUACUGUAUUGUUGUCUAGCUCCAUUGCAUAAUGACUAUUGAUCUAUGGUUUUUAUUAAUUCACUAGGUAUUAUUUGGUAACAGAUAACAUUUAUUAUGUUUGGUUCAGGAAGAAGCUUGCAUUCUUUGUUCAGUUGGACAGUUAGGCUGCUAAAGUUUGUAAACCAAUGUAGCUAUUAAAAUGAUCGAAUUGGUAAUUUACUUCAAUUAAAAUGUAUGAUUAUCACUGCUUUCCUCCAAUAAAAUGUCAGCUAACACCUGCCCUCAA
Messenger RNA from Candoia aspera, 4765 nucleotides. It is a transcript of the gene MCM9, whose product is annotated as minichromosome maintenance 9 homologous recombination repair factor. Gene Ontology annotation, cellular component: nucleus; MCM complex. The record is from RefSeq and is a predicted model, not a curated record. Gene Ontology annotation, biological process: double-strand break repair via homologous recombination. The transcript is spliced from 13 exons. Gene Ontology annotation, molecular function: ATP hydrolysis activity; ATP binding; single-stranded DNA helicase activity. The coding region runs from base 96 to 3521 and encodes 1141 amino acids. NCBI's taxonomy places the organism in Eukaryota, Metazoa, Chordata, Lepidosauria, Squamata, Candoiidae.